This is a messenger RNA of Triticum aestivum (bread wheat), 756 nucleotides long. Its product is annotated as protein LIFEGUARD 2-like. The record is from RefSeq and is a predicted model, not a curated record. NCBI's taxonomy places the organism in Eukaryota, Viridiplantae, Streptophyta, Magnoliopsida, Poales, Poaceae. Gene Ontology annotation, cellular component: membrane. The transcript is spliced from 4 exons. Bases 1 to 756 code for a protein of 251 amino acids.
AUGAAGGGCGGCGACGUCGAGGCGGGUGGCACCGGCACCGGCACCGCGGCGCCGAAGGGGGCGCCGUACCCCGGGACGACGGAGAGCCCGGAGCUGCGCUGGGCGCUCAUCCGGAAGAUCUACGUCAUCCUCUCCCUGCAGCUUCUCCUCAGCGCCGCCGUCGCGGCCGUCAUCCUCAAGGUCCACCACUUCAUCGUCUCCUCGUACGACGGCAUCGGGAUCUACAUCUUCGGCUUCAUCUUCCUCUUCAUCCUCCCCUGCAUCGUGCUGUUCCCGAUGCUCAUGUACUGCAAGAAGCACCCAGUCAACCUGCUACUGCUUGGCGUCUUCACAGUGGCCAACACCUUCUCUCUGGGCUUGAUAAGUUCCUUUAGCGCAGGCAAGGUCUUUUUGCAGGCAAGGUCACUUUGGAUUCUUGUAAUGGUGGUUGUCUUGAGCCUCACCGCUUACACCUUCUGGGCUGCAAGGAGGGGCAAGGACUUCAGCUUCCUUGGUCCUUUCCUAUUUGCUUCUCUCAUGAUGUUGCUCGUCUUUGGAAUCAUUCAGAUCCUCUUCCCGCCGGGCAAGCUCUCUCACAUGAUCUAUGGCGCGCUGGCGGCACUCAUCUUCAGUGGCUACAUUGUCUAUGACACGGGCAAAAUCAUCAAGAGUUACACGUAUGACGAGUAUGUCCGGGCCGCCGCCUUGCUCUACGUUGACAUCAUCGGUAUGUUCGUGGGCCUGCCGCCGCCCCUGUAUAGGGCGGACGACAGCUAG